Alternaria atra is the source of this 1434-nucleotide messenger RNA. RefSeq lists its product as uncharacterized. The coding region runs from base 1 to 1434 and encodes 477 amino acids. Lineage: Eukaryota; Fungi; Ascomycota; Dothideomycetes; Pleosporales; Pleosporaceae. The record is from RefSeq and is a predicted model, not a curated record. The transcript is spliced from 3 exons.
AUGCUCGGUGUAGCUAGGCGCCUUUUUCCAUCGUCGUUCGUCACUGCGGAGCUUUCCCUGAACCCCAUUUGCCGCGCGGCGACUCCACCUAUAAGACACGCCAGGUCUCAACCUGAUCUUGGCGAUCUACGCCCUUCGCUCUCCGCCAGUCGCUCGCUCCCACCUUUUCCACGCAGCAUGACCCGUCGAAACGUCAUUCCUAUCCUCGCGCUAAUCCUCACGCUAUUCGUAAUCGCAUUCUUCUACUCGGGCAUUGACACCAGUCAAGCAUGGCGGGGCCUACCACAACGUGUUGGUCUGGGAGAGCACAUUGGGAGCCAUGAGCAACCACCUUCAAGCACUGGCAGCGCCAACCCGUCCAAAGACACGACCCAAGACCCAGACUAUGCGAACUGGAACCCGAGGCCCGUCUUCAAGCCAGGCUCGCCAAUGCCACCAGAGCACAACUAUACUUCGACACUGGUAAUCGCGAAGACGAAGCACGAGAAUAUCAAUUGGAUACUGGAGAAGAUGCCGGAGCAGCAGACAGCAGUCUACGUCGCCGACGAUCCUACCGCACCGUUGCAUCCGCCCAAGAACAAGGGACACGAAGUCAUGGUCUAUCUUUCGUGGAUCAUCGACAACUACGACAACCUUCCCGAUGUCGCUAUUUUUAUGCACGCCCACCAAUUGUCCUGGCACAACGACGAGAUUCUUGGCAACAACGCACAUCUCCUCAUAACCCGACUUAAUCGACACCGCGUUUGGAGGGAAGGCUUCGUGAAUAUGAGGUGCAGUUGGCAUCCUGGCUGCCCCGACUGGAUGCACCCUGGAAACACCGAAAAGGACGCUCAGAAGCAGGAAGAGGUACUUCUAGCGAAAUCGUGGAGCGAGCUUUUCCCUCUUGACGAAGUACCUACUGUGCUCGCACAACCCUGCUGUGCACAAUUUGCCCUCUCGCGAGAACGCAUACAAGCGAAGCCCUACGCGCAAUACGUCUGGUACAGAGACUGGCUGUUCAACACGCGUCUUCCCGAUCGUCUCAGCGGACGCAUCUGGGAAUACGUUUGGCAGUUCGUGUUCACAGGCCAGAAUAUAUUUUGCCCCAAGGAACACAUCUGUUUCUGCGAUCAGUACGGAUCGUGCUUUGGUGGUGAAGAAGCAUACGAGAAUUUUAUGGCUCUCAAGAACGAGCUUAGCGACCGGGAAAAGGAUCUCAGGGAAUGGGAGGAGAAGCGGAAGGAGUUGGAAGAGGCACACAAGAAGGGCGACCAGGCAAAGCUACAGGAGUUGGAAGUUCCUGAGCUAGGGAAAGACAACGAGUUCAGGUGGGAGAUUGACCGGUUGAGACCUAUUGUGGACGGCCUGAAGCAUGAUGCGGAGAUUCGAGGACGAGACCCUCGAAAUCGGGCAUUGGAAGCUGGGAGAGAAUGGCAUGAGGGUGAUGGGUUUUAG